Molecule: messenger RNA, 2655 nt
Organism: Exophiala spinifera
Lineage: Eukaryota; Fungi; Ascomycota; Eurotiomycetes; Chaetothyriales; Herpotrichiellaceae
Exons: 5
Coding region: 1-2655 (884 amino acids)
Cellular component (GO): cytoplasm
Molecular function (GO): oxidoreductase activity, acting on the CH-OH group of donors, NAD or NADP as acceptor
Source: RefSeq, a predicted model, not a curated record
AUGUCUCGAUUUGAGCCAGAGCCUUUCCUGGACCGCUUGAAGGGCAAAGUUGUCUUACUUACAGGCGGAGCACAUGGAAUCGGUGCAGCACUGGUGAAGUUCUGCGUGGAAAGAGGCGCCCAAGUGUGCUUUGGUGAUUUGGACGAGAGGGCUGGAAAAGCAUUGCUUGAGGAGGUCAACAAGGCCAGCAGUGGAAUUUCCGUUGCGUGCUUCAAAGCUACAGACGUAACUCAAUAUCAGUCCUUGCUUGAACUGUUCGACCUCUGUUUACAGACAUAUGGGAGGGUUGAUUCUGCAGUAUCAUGUGCUGGCAUCAUCGAGAUUGGUAACUGGUUUGAUCCGAGCCUGGACUUAGCCACAAUUCGCCAGGUGCCAAACCAGAAAGUGCUAGAUGUCAAUCUGCUGGGGUCCCUUUACUUUUCGAGGAUCGCCUCCGUAUACCUUCGGCAGGGACGAAAGGAUGGAGACGACAAAGCUUUAAUUCUAUUCUCAUCGGUAGCUGGAUUCAAAGAGAGUCCGGGCUUGUUCGUGUACCAGGCGACCAAGCAUGGCAUUCUGGGAUUGAUGCGUUCGCUCCGGCUAUAUCUACCCCCAACGACUGGAAUCCGAGUUAAUGCGAUCUGCCCUUGGAUGGUUCCGACCGCUAUGACUGAGGGAAUUGUAUUUAGCUGGAAAGCUGCCAAUCUGCCCAUACAGUCAACAACCGAUGUUGCUAGGGUAGUGGCUGGAGUUGCCUGUCAAAAAGAACUGAACGGCAAGGCCUUCUAUGUCGAAGGUGGCCGGGCCUGGGAAAUCGAAGACAAUAUCGACCGUCUCGAGCCUCAGUGGCUGGGUGAAGAACAAUCAAAAAUGCUAGCAAAGGGCCAGAGGGUGCUGGGUGAGAUGAUGAGGAUGGUGCAAGCACAGCUACCCUCAGCAAUCCCGCGGCGGGUAUUAAGAAGCCUCGCGCGAACAUCCACUCUUGACUUUUUCUAUUCGAAACCUCCACGGUCCAGGUCCUUUACCCACAAGCCUUCACUGUUGCUAGUCGCUCGUCCAAUACCUCGACCUCAAUUACCGUUUCUCCAUCCGGCGACGCGAAUAAAUGUUGUUCAAGCCCAUGUUGGGCGUUUCAUAUCCACCGAACGCAAGCAAAGAUGGAAAGCCCAGCUCUGGCGUCAACUGCGGUUCCAUGCCUACCUCUGGCCGUCAGUCUUCCUCGUCACUAUCAUAAUGAUAGGCGUCCAACAAACAAAAUUUGAAAGAGAUUACCCUACGCCUAGAGAUUGGUCUUUCUGGAGUAGAUGGCUUUUGCGCAACGCAAAAUUCACCGAACUUAGCGAGGGUGCUAAAGUCAGCCAGGUGCUGACCGAUUGGGCAAAAGCUGGGCGAUACUAUCUAGGGGUUCUGGAAAGACUGGAGAGUGAAGACUACGAUGGAAAAUUCUUGCUUCCCUCCGAAGCUACCGGGACAUACGCAGACAGCUUGGGAAUAGCAGGGUUCGACAUCAGUGCCAAAAGCGACCAGUGGAGGCGGGGAUAUCAUGAUGCGCUCAUGGGGGCCGCACGAGCAGCGGAAAAUCUGGAUGGAAUGUGCCGGAGAAAGGAGGACCCAGCUGGCCGAGUCUAUUCUAGGGAAAGCAUACCUGGACCAGAUAAUCCCAGACCGAAGCCACUUCCCUGGGACAAGAAAAGAGGGCACGAGACGCCACCAACGCAAGAUGAAGUGGAGGAUGCCUUCCCAUCACCGGAAGUUUUCUACAUGAAAAUUUUGACUACGAAGGGAUUCGACACGGGGCAGCGGCUGGACGCAGCGAUGGCAUAUGCCGAUUGGUGCGAUUUUAAAGGGUUGACUGAAGCGGCUGAGGACACAUACAAUUGGGCUAUGGAUAUUGCUCAAUCUGGGUUGCCAGGAGGUGCGGCAGACAUUAUCGACAUGAAGACUGGGAUGAUCGCCAAAGGCAGAGAAGAUGAAGUCAGCGAGAAUGUCCUCCGAGUGUGCACAGCGUAUGCUGUUCAUCAUGCCAGGGCUGGGAAUGUUAAACAAGCCUUGCCCAUUUUCCUCAGUGUGCUGAGGGUGAGGAAGAAUCUACCACCGUCACCGUUUGGUGUAAUCGGUCGCAAAAAGUCGGCACCACAGGACGAAGGCUUAUGGCCAUAUAUCUCGUCUCUCAAAGACUUGAUCAUUGAACGACCAUUUCCGGAGGCACCGCCCAGCGGGAACGAGAGGCCAUACCACACUUUAAAGGAAGCUUGCGAAGAAGUUGGCUUGAUGACUUAUAUUGGUGAAAUCCUCUUUGCCACAAGUGACAGCGAACGAGAAAAGGGACUCAGCUGGACUAGAGACAGUGUCGAAGCUGCCGAAGCAGUCCUGUGGGUUAUGGAGGAGCAGAAGGAGGAUGACGGGAGAGAACGAUGUCGAGAGUGCCUCGAGACAGGACUGACUAAUUGGAAAGAGAUGUCGCGACAAAUGGCACGCCUAGCGGCCAGGAAGGAACAAGAAGCUGAGAAUGGAUCUGGCUGGCUCGGCCUUGGACUAGGAAAAGCACAACGGAUCGCGGAAGCUCAAAAGGAAAAAGCAAGAUGGGAGGAAGAGAAUGUACAGAUCCAGCUGAGGAAAGAGAAGACUCUGCCUCUGACACAACCUAUAAAGCCACAGCCUCAAGGAUGGUUCUGA